GUCCUGGGCUGACUCCUUUGGUGAGGAUUUAUAUUAUAUUGUCACAAAAUAUUCUGGCUCUCUCUUAUUACAGAAGAAGUAUAAAGAUGUGGAACCAAAUCUAAAGAUCAAAGAAGUGGAUGGCUUGGAGCUGGUAAAGUUAUUCUCUAAAGAAAUGGCAAAGAUGCUAUAUAGAAAAGUAGAAGCUGUUGAGCGGUUAGUUGAAGCCGCAGAAGAUGCAGAUGUUUACCAUGAGUACAACUCAUCAUUACAGUUUGAUUAUUACAAUGCUGUUUUGAUUAAUGAAAAGGAUGAAAAUGGUAAUUAUGUGUCACUUGGGAAGGAAUUCAUUCUGGAGCCAAACGAGCAUUUCAAUAAUUUGCCGGUGAACACAACGUCCAGUAAUAUACAGCUUCCAACCAAUGUCUACAACAAAGACCCCGACAUUGUAAAUGGAAUUUACAUGUCGGAAGCCUUGGAUGCUAUUUUUGUGGAGAACUUUGAGCGAGACCCAACUCUCACUUGGCAAUAUUUUGGCAGCACAACGGGGUUCUUCAGGCUUUAUCCAGGAAUAAAAUGGAUACCAGAUGAAAAUGGAGUCCUUUCCUUUGACUGCAGAAAUCGAGGCUGGUAUAUCCAGGCAGCUACAUCACCCAAAGAUAUUGUGAUCGUGGUGGACAUCAGUGGAAGUAUGAAGGGUUUGCGACUCACCAUUGCUAAGCACACUAUUGUCACUAUAUUGGACACACUGGGAGAAAAUGAUUUUGUCAAUAUUAUUGCAUACAAUGACUAUGUUCAUUACAUUGAAUCGUGUUUCAAGGGAAUCCUGGUUCAAGCUGACAGAGAUAACAGGGAGCAUUUCAAGCAGCUGGUGUACGAGUUACAAGCAAAAGGAGUUGGGAAGGUGAACAAAGCCCUGACUGAAUCCUUCAAAAUUCUGAGGGAGUUCAGAGAUGCAGGACAAGGAGGCCUUUGCAACCAAGCAAUCAUGCUGCUCACCGAUGGAGCUAUGGAAGAUUAUGAAUAUGUCUUUGAAAAAUUCAACUGGCCUGAUCGUAAGGUCCGUGUUUUUACAUACCUUAUUGGGAGGGAAGUCAGCUUCGCACAGAAUGUGAAAUGGAUAGCUUGUAACAACAAAGGCUACUACACACAGAUAUCUACUUUGGCUGAUGUGCAAGAGAACGUCAUGGAAUAUUUGCAUGUACUUAGCCGGCCAAUGGUUAUCAACCAUGAUCAUGACAUCAUAUGGACCGAAGCCUAUAUGGAUAGCGCUGUAAGUAUUUCAUGAAAAGUUUCUAGCUCUCAAAGUCUCUUGCUUAUGACAACAGUAGCUAUGCCUGUCUUCAGCAAAAAAAAUGAAACGAGAUCACAUGGCAUCCUUCUGGGUGUAAUAGGGUCGGACGUUCCACUGAGAGAGCUCCUUAAGUUGGCUCCACGAUACAGACUGGGUAUCCACGGAUAUGCCUUUCUAAUUACUAACAAUGGCUACAUUCUGUCUCAUCCCGACCUCCGGCCACUGUACAAAGAAGGGAAAAAGCUGAAGCCCAAACCCAAUUACAACAGUGUUGACCUUUCUGAAGUAGAAUGGGAAGAUGUAAAUGAAACUUUACGAACAGCAAUGAUCAAUGGAGAAACUGGUUAUUUGUCCAUGGAUGUGAAGGUGCCCAUGGAUAAAGGAAAAAGGAUUCUGUUCCUCACGAAUGACUAUUUCUUCACUCAUAUCAGUGGCACUCCAUUUAGCUUGGGAAUUGUUCUGUCACGAGGAUACGGUGAAUACGUGCUGCUUGGGGAAACUUCAGUGGAAGAAGGUUUGCAUGACCUUCUGCAGCCAGAUUUGACCUUAGCCAAUGAGUGGAUUUAUUGUGUUACAGAUAUUGAUCCAGCUCACAGGAAGCUAAGCCAGUUGGAGGCUGUAAUCCGUUUUAUUACAGCAGAAGAACCUGACCUUGAAUGUGACGAGGAGUUAGUUCAACAGGUUCUCUUCGAUGCCGUAGUUACAGCACCUAUGGAAGCUUAUUGGACGACCUUGGCCCUCACCAUGUCCAAUGAAACUGAAGAUGGUGUGCAGAUGGCCUUCAUGGGAACUCGGGCUGGUCUCAUGAGGAAUACCCUUUAUGUAGGAACUGAAAAACUCUCUAACAAGAACUUUUUGACCAGUUAUAAUAAGGAAAGCAUUUUCACCAUGGACCACUUCCCCCUUUGGUAUCGCCGAGCAGCUGAACAUCCUCCAGGGAGCUUCAUUUAUAGCCUUUCUUUUGAGGAAGAAGCAGGUCCAGUGGGGAGAUAUAAUAGCAUGACAGUAAGCACAUCUGUGACUGUGACUAUUGGUGGGAAGACAGGAAUUGCUGCAGCGGUGGGAGUGCAACUUAAACUGGAAUGGCUCCAGCAGAAAUUAUGGGAGGCUACACAGCAGUGUAGUAAUGUGGAAGGCUUGUGUCCAAUGAACUGCCGCGAUGAUAAAUUGAAUUGUUACCUUAUUGAUAACAAUGGAUUCAUACUUGUUUCCAAAAUCUCCAAACAGAUUGGGAAAUUCGUGGGAGAAGUAGAUGGUUCUGUUACAACUCAGCUCGCAAAGAUGGGAAUGUUCAAAAAGGUGAAGAUGUUUGAUUACCAAGCCAUGUGUAAAAUGCACCAUCACCACCACAGCGGUGCCCGCCCUCUUCUCAGUCCAAUUUAUACAUUAUUGGCAGCAGCAAAAUGGAUGAUCACCGAUUUCUUCAUAUUCCUUUCGGAAUUUAACAUUUUUAGUUUCUGGCACACGGAUAACUUGGCGGAUGCCAAAUCCGUUUUUCAUCAUGCUCACAAACAUAAGAAACACGACAUGCUGCAACCCUGUGACACUGAAUAUCCUGUGUUUGUGUAUGAGCCUGCUAUCAAAGAGGCCAAUGGACUGAUUGAGUGUGGAGCCUGUCAGAAGAUGUUUUUGGCGCAGCAAGUUAUGAACAGCAACCUUCUGCUCUUGGUAACCGAUGCCACCUGUGACUGCAGCAUCUUCCCAGCUUUUGUCUUGCAAGCUAAAGAAGUCAAAUAUAACAGUUCGGUGAAAUGCGACAGGAUGCGCUCUCAGAAACCAAGACGCCGACCAGACAGCUGCCAUGCAUUCCAUCCAGAGGAAAAUGCCCAAGAUUGUGGAGGAGCUGCAGCAAUUUCAGCCUCCUCAACUUUGCUCCUGUUUCUGUUGGCAACAACAGCUCUUCUUCUGCGGUGACAAAGUGCACUGCAGUCCUUACAUUGAGCCUGGACUGCUAUUUUCACAUGGACCUCAAACAGAACUUGAACUCAUCACUCCUGAAGGACUUCCUAGGACCGUGAAGGCGAACCUAUGGCACGCGGUCCAGAGAUAGCACGAAGCAUCGUCUCUGUGGGCAUGCAAGCCGUCACCCCAGUUCAGCUUCGCCACACAUGCGCACACACC
Ahaetulla prasina is the source of this 3394-nucleotide messenger RNA. It is a transcript of the gene CACNA2D4, whose product is annotated as calcium voltage-gated channel auxiliary subunit alpha2delta 4. Gene Ontology annotation, molecular function: voltage-gated calcium channel activity. The record is from RefSeq and is a predicted model, not a curated record. Lineage: Eukaryota; Metazoa; Chordata; Lepidosauria; Squamata; Colubridae. Gene Ontology annotation, cellular component: voltage-gated calcium channel complex. The transcript is spliced from 38 exons.